Molecule: messenger RNA, 1545 nt
Organism: Seminavis robusta
Lineage: Eukaryota; Bacillariophyta; Bacillariophyceae; Naviculales; Naviculaceae
Source: the annotation of a GenBank genome assembly
AUGAACGGUGAAAACCGCACAACAGCUCAACACCAACAGAAUGGUAAUGACGAUGAACCUGGAGAGUCCCUGGCUCUGAUUUCCAUUCUAGGCGACAACAGUGGCACCGCGGUUGCAAAAUUCUUUGAAUCCACCUGGCAAGAACAAUGCGCCUUAUUUCGAUGGGGCCGUCGAUGCAGUCUCCAAGCCAACAACAACAGCGCUGCCAGGCAGACUAAUGCCAAUACUACGAUUGGCGAACCAACAGAUUUUCAUGCCUCCAACUUUUGGAAUGACGACGCUGUGAGAAACAGUCCCUACGAAGAGCUAAUCGAUCAAGGGUGGAUCGCAUUGGUCCAACUUCUCGCCGAUGCCCCCAUACCUCCUUCCAAUCAUAACGACAAUACUGUCGAACACGUCAUUCAUGGAUCCACUCAACACACUGCUCCUCUACUAUUCAAAGACAAAGUCAGCGUCACAAAUGAUCUGGCCACUUCUUACAACAAUAAUCUCAUGACAGCAUACUUGGACGGAUGCUCGGUGGUUCUCAAUCACGCCGACUGGACUUCCCCGUGGAUUGCGGCUGUCUGCCAAGACUUGCAAAAGAGCUUCCCCCAUGUAUUCACAAAUGCAUACCUUACACCACCAGGAGCGCAGGCAGUACGAGCACAUGCCGAUGACAGGGAUGUAUUCAUCAUUCAGGUGGUCGGAAAGAAACAGUGGACCGUCUACCAAAAGGUACCUAUCCCAUACCCAUAUCCACAUGAACAAGUGGGAAAAGAGAGAUUGGAAGUGCCUCAGGAAGUUCUAGAAGGACCAAAAAUUAUUCAGACAACACUUCAGCCGGGAGAUGUCAUGUACAUGCCUCGCGGAUAUGUGCACGAGGCACUAACCCAUGAAGAUAGUUGCAGUUUCCACGUGACAAUCGCAUUGGCAACCCAUGACUGGACGUUGGCAGGUAUUUUAACCGCUGCCACAGAGUCAAUAUUACAUAGUGUGGUGGAUUACCGAAAGGCACUUCCCCGGACAAUUGGGGGCCAGAAUAUCAAACAGAUUCCAUUACACGACCAGGAACAAUUGCAACAGCAAAUUCAACAAGCCUUUCAGCGAGUGCAAGAGGAAGUCACAGUGGCAGCCAUUUCGGAGAGUCUUGGAAACAAGUUUCAUAGGCACAACCAUAGAGCAUUCUCGGUCAGAAUGAAAAGCAUGCACGCAAUGCGCUUUCCAUCAGAGUCGGCCCCGCCUCGAGUGAUUGUCGGCCCGAGGGCGGCAAGACUUGUUGCCCUGGAUAGCUUGGUUCGAGCUGCAACGCCAGAGGAAAAAGCUUCUGUCAUCGUGGACAAGCCCAGAGGGCUCCUGCCCAGAGAGGAAAUCGCAGGUGCCAUCGUUUUCAUCUUGAGAAAGAUAAAAGAAGCCGCAAACAGAGAAUUUGUCGUCAAGGAUUUGAGGUCAUUGCUACCGGAGAACGUCAGCAUUCCCAAUGUAGACAUGAUUUGUCCCUUGACACUAUUGAGCUUUGCCAGAGUUUGUGUCGAACAGGGUGCCAUCGCCCUAGUUUACAGAUGA